GUAAGCGAAACAGAGCCUCUUUGAGUGAAGUGACACUGCUGCUCUGACAGAUAUCAAGCAUGGCAGCAGAUCAGGCUUUUGUCACUUUGGCCACCAAUGACAGCUAUGCGAGAGGAGCGAUGGUGCUGGGAAAAUCCCUCAGGAACCACAAGACUUCCAAAAAGCUGGUGGUGCUCAUUGGACCUCACGUGUCGGAUCAGUCAAGGGCGGUGCUGCAUAACAUCUAUGAUGAGGUCCGGCUAGUGGACGUGUUGGACAGUGGAGACGCAGCCCAUUUGGCCAUGAUGAAGAGACCUGAUCUGGGUGUCACUUUCACCAAGCUGCACUGCUGGACUCUCACACACUACUCCAAAUGUGUGUUCAUGGAUGCAGACACACUGGUGGUAUCAAACAUCGAUGAGCUGUUUGACAGAGAGGAACUGUCUGCAGCGCCGGACCCCGGCUGGCCCGACUGCUUCAACUCUGGUGUGUUUGUGUUUCGUCCAUCCAAUGAAACCUACGGCAAACUUCUGGAGUACUGCACACAACACGGCAGCUUUGACGGAGGGGACCAAGGAGUUCUGAAUGGCUUCUUCAGCGACUGGGCAACAGCCGACAUCACAAAACACCUUCCCUUCAUCUACAACAUGAGCAGCAUCGCCAUCUACACCUACCUUCCUGCUUUCAAACAAUAUGGUGCAAAUGCGAAAGUCGUGCACUUCCUGGGCCAGAUGAAGCCGUGGAGCUACACAUACAACCCAAGUCAGAGGAGGCUGAAGGGGGACAUGCAGGGGUCAUUAGACCCCAGUUUCCUGCUGGAGUGGUGGGCUUUAUACAGCGGUGAGGUGGUGCCACUGCUGAUGGGAGAAUACGGAGACCAGCCCUUCUACUCCGGCUGUGAGGAGGAUGUGGCGGAGAGCACUCAUGUCCAGCCGAUCAUGUCUUCAGCCGAGCGAAAGCAGAAAUGGGAACAGGGUCAGGCCGACUACAUGGGAAUAGACUCUUUUGACAACAUUCAGAAAAAGCUGGAUGUUUUCCUCAAAUAAUAAUACAAAAAUGUAAAAACACAGAGAUCUGAAAAGGUGUUCAGCUAUGCAAGACGCUAACUCCUCACUUACUGCUUCAUUCACUUUACUUUUGAAAGGCCGUUUCAAAUGUGAACUCUAGUAUUUUUACUCAUUUCUAAAGGGAGUUUUGGGAAGUGUCAGUUUUCUCUUAAGCAAGUUUUAAUGUUUUAAAGGUUUAUUUAAAGUCAUUUCUGGACAUAUACUGACACCUGCUGGUGUGGAUGCAUUGUUAUGCAAUAGAAAUCUUUUAAUUACUGAUGCCAUUGUAAAUGUUCCCCAUUCACAUGAUCAAAUAUUCAUUCAUUCAUUUUCUUUUCGGCUUAGUCCCUUUACUAAUCAGGGGUCGCCACAGCGGAAUGAACCGUCAACUAAAAUCCACCAUAUGUUUUACACAGCGGAUGCCCUUCCAGCUGCAACUCAUCACUGGAAAACACCCAUACACUCUCAUUCACACACAUACACGAUGGACGAAUUAGCCAACCAAAUUCACCUAUAGCGCAUGUGUUUGCACUGUGGGGGAAACUGGUGCACCCGGAGGAAACCCACACCAAUGGGGAGAACAUGCAAACUCCUCACAGAAAUGCCAACUCACCCAGCCGGGGCUCGAACCAGUGACCUUCUUGCUGUGAGGCGAUUGUGCUACCCACUGCGCCACCAUGAUGACAUUUUUUUUUUUAAUUUUAUGAGGGUUAUCAGUUUACCAAGCUAUUACUUUCAGUAUUCAGCUGGCACAUGCAGUGUUAUGACUACUGAUGUGACUGAAAUACUCAUCUCAAGGGAGUUUACAUACCUUCAGGUAUAAUUUAAUAGUCAUUUUAGUAAAAAAGAAUUCAAGUAGAGCACAUGUUGCCAGUCCUAGAACAUUUAAACAACCUUUACAUUUUUCAGAAAGACUAUACAACUGGGGUUAUAUUUUUAAUUCUGUCUUAAGAGACAAAAAACAGCUUUUUUUUCUUUACUUCAAUCUGUGCCUUAGUGUUUCACAUUUUCAAGGCUUGAUGCUGUUAAAUCUCAGUCUGAUUAUGUUUAAUUCAUUUCUGUCUCUGGUUUACAGAUGUUGUUACUGCUAUAAUCUGUCUGUACUUGUUUUUUUUUUUUUUCUUCUCGUCAUUUUUUAUAUCUUUGCAUACUUUUCUUUUUGUCCUUUUUGUAUCUGUUAUCCUUUAUUUGGUGUUACAGGGCCCUUGUCCCCCUCCAGCUACAAAAUAAAGCCUUUAAAAAUA
Molecule: messenger RNA, 2269 nt
Organism: Danio aesculapii
Lineage: Eukaryota; Metazoa; Chordata; Actinopteri; Cypriniformes; Danionidae
Gene: gyg1b
Product: glycogenin 1b
Exons: 7
Coding region: 60-1025 (321 amino acids)
Cellular component (GO): cytoplasm
Molecular function (GO): glycosyltransferase activity
Source: RefSeq, a predicted model, not a curated record